UAAAGAAGUUUGUAUGUUUUCGUUUCUGGGUUUUGAUUUUUCGAAACAUUUCAUACACGGGGUGUUUAAAGUUUCAGUUUUGAACUAAAUUUUCGUGUGACCCACCUCAUUAUUGUUAUUUUUUUUAAAAACAAAAAUUUGGUAAGAGUGUUGUCUUUGUAUGCCGUAAGUAGAUUUGUGGUAGGUUUGGUCUGAAACCCGAAGAAUUUGUUUGAUGUUUCUAAGGUUGGGAUUUUGGUUAUUGAGCGUUUGGAAUUGAUGGAACAGUUUGUUGCUACCCCUUGUGAUUGAUCCGCGUGAUUCAGUUUCUGCUUGGUCCAUUGGGGUGUCUUGGAUUGUUCGGGGUCAUGGAAAAAAUGAAAGCUACUCUAGUUCAAGAGAAUGAUAGAGAAGGGAUAUAAAUGGCUGCUGGGGGUUGGUCGGACAAGCAUGGCAUCUAGUCAUCCAUUCUUUGAUGAUAUCCGGAGCAGAUGCAGUGUCGAUCCUCCUCAAACGGAAGAGCCAACUGAAGUUGGUGAACUUGUGAAUGAGCCUCUGCAGACUGCCCUUAAACCUCAUGGGACUGUUACAAGCAGUGUUCGUGAGCUGUUAGAGUGCCCUGUGUGUUUAAAUGCUAUGUACCCUCCAAUCCACCAGUGUUCAAAUGGUCACACUUUAUGCUCUGGUUGCAAACCCAGAGUCCAUGAUCGGUGCCCUACAUGUAGGCACGAGCUUGGCAAUAUCAGAUGUCUGGCACUGGAAAAGGUGGCUGCAUCAUUAGAACUUCCCUGUAAAUAUCAAGGUUUUGGGUGCAUGGGCAUAUACCCAUAUUACAGCAAGCUAAAGCAUGAAUCUCAAUGUGCAUUUAGACCUUAUAAUUGCCCAUAUGCUGGUUCAGAAUGUUCAGUUAUGGGUGAUAUACCUUACCUUGUGACCCAUCUGAAAGAUGAUCAUAAAGUGGACAUGCACAAUGGUUGUACUUUCAAUCACCGUUAUGUCAAAACAAAUCCACAAGAAGUCGAAAAUGCCACAUGGAUGUUAACGGUUUUCAGCUGCUUUGGUCAGUAUUUCUGUCUACACUUUGAAGCUUUUCAGCUAGGAAUGGCUCCUGUCUACAUCGCUUUUUUGCGGUUCAUGGGGGACGACAAUGAGGCGAAGAACUACACGUAUAGUCUGGAGGUGGGUGGAAAUGGGAGGAAGAUGAUUUGGCAAGGGGUGCCCAGAAGCAUUAGGGAUAGCCACCGCAAGGUUCGUGACAGUUUUGAUGGUCUCAUCAUUCAGAGGAGCAUGGCUCUAUUCUUUUCUGGGGGUGACAAGAAGGAACUGAAACUACGAGUCACUGGGAGAAUUUGGAAAGAGCAGUGAACAGUGAUGACCUAUUUGUAUUAGCUACAUUAGUUUGUAGUGUACCUAUUUCUUAAUUCUUUUGUAGUGGUAUGAAUCUUCUGUUCAUGUAUUGCAUUUUGUAAUUUAGGUGGCAACAUCUCUUUGCUUAGCUCUAGAUCAAAUACAUGAACAAGAAGACUCAUUAUGAUAUAUUUUAAUAUAGAUGUACAAUCUUAGUUUGCUCCAAUCUUCUGCAUUCUUCCCA
Molecule: messenger RNA, 1570 nt
Organism: Vigna radiata var. radiata (mung bean)
Lineage: Eukaryota; Viridiplantae; Streptophyta; Magnoliopsida; Fabales; Fabaceae
Product: E3 ubiquitin-protein ligase SINAT3
Exons: 5
Coding region: 382-1344 (320 amino acids)
Biological process (GO): multicellular organism development; ubiquitin-dependent protein catabolic process
Cellular component (GO): cytoplasm
Molecular function (GO): protein binding; ubiquitin protein ligase activity; zinc ion binding
Source: RefSeq, a predicted model, not a curated record